Messenger RNA from Paramecium pentaurelia, 2090 nucleotides. The record is from the annotation of a GenBank genome assembly. NCBI's taxonomy places the organism in Eukaryota, Ciliophora, Oligohymenophorea, Peniculida, Parameciidae.
AUGUUCAUACCAAAUACUCUCAGAAACACAAAAAUCAAUCUUCAAACCUUAAAUAACUUGGAUUUUGAAUUGAUGCAAAGGAAUAGUGAUUUGGAGACCUUACAAUCUUUCAUAAUUCCAUUACAAUAGUAAUUUCAUUGACAUAUUUAGAGGUUUUACAACUGAACGUGAGUUUAAGGAUUCUGUUAAUACAAUCAAAUAUUUGAAGUUAGUUUAUCUGAUGUAAAUGAUGUUACUAUAUUUUGAAUACACAAAAUAAUAUUAAGAAACAACAAUUGAUUAAAUAUUCAAAGAAGAAUUCAGAUUAGAGAAUGAAAUCAGUGAAAAUGAGCAUAUUCUAAUCAAAUCCAAAAAAAAUAUCACUAAAUUAAAACUAUAACUAUCAUCUGCCAAAAAAGAAUUGAAAAAAAUCAAAUUAGAAGCUUCCAAAAAAGAAACUGUAUAUGCCUGUUUAUACUGUACUGGAAAAGCAUUCAUUUCCAUUCCUCUACUUGAGGCACAUUAUUAAAGACAUCAUAUUGAUAAAUUUGAAAAACCAAAAUAAAAUUUCUAAGAAACUCUACUUACAGUUUAAACCUUGUUAUUGCAAUAAUAAAUUAAUUCCAUGAUCAAUAAUCAGAAUUAAUAAGACUUUAUGUUAUAAACCAUGUAAUAAGCUUAGUUUAUGUAACAAUAAGCAGAUGAUUCUGAUUCUUCCUUAGAUGAAGAUCUUGAAGAUGAAAAAAUGGAUGAUUAUUAAAUGAGGCAAAUUAAAUAUGAAUUUGAAUAGAAAAAUCUUGUUCUACAAUAAUAGAUGGAAGCUCUGCAAAAUUAUAUAGCAGUUCAUAGACCAUAAGAAAUUCUAGAUAAAAUUGAAUAAAUAGAAUACAGAAUUGAUAAUCUUAAGAUUCCUGAACCUGUUAAGGUAGAGGAAAGAUUACCGACUCCUCCACCUGAAAAUUUUAGUUAUAAUGCAGGACCUCUUGAAGAUGAAAUCAGUGAAAUUGCUGAUGAUAUUUAUGAUGCUAAGGAUGUGCAAUAAGAAAUUAAAGAGGAUGUUACUAAUGAUUCUAAAAGUGAUGAUGAUUAAAAAGAACCUUCUGUUAUUAUAGAUAACCAAUAGGAAGCAGCUUUUCUAUAGGAAGAAAAAGAAUUUCAUCAUUUGGUUAAAUCAGUUAGGUAAAAGAAAUCUUAAAUUACAAAAGAAUUGAUGGAUCAUUUCAGAAAUAUUCAAUUGGAUAAUGAAUUAGAGAGAAAACUCAAAGAAGUAUUGAAUGUAAAUAUGAAUGAAAUACAAUUUAAAAGUGAAGUAAAUUUUAUUGAAUUAACUAAUCUAGAAAGAAUUAGAAGAAUAUUUAACUUAAUUAAAUGGAACUAUAUUGUUAUCAGAUAAGAAAUAAUCAGACAUGAGAAUAGCUGAUCCUGAAUUGGAUGAAAUAAAAAAACAUGAUGGACCAAAUGUUAUUUAGAUGGAUUCUGAUGGAGGAGAAGAUACAUCAAAAAUAUAAUAGUAGAAGGAUUUUAAAGGAAGAUUGGUAAAAAAAUAAGGAAAAACAAUUAUUGAAUAAUCCAGAAAUGUUCGCUUUUAAUAGCCUGAAACCCCUCCAUCAAGUUAAUCAAAUAAUUCAGAAGAAGAAUAUGAUAUUAAUUAAAAAGUUAAAGAAAAUGUAAAGGAUUUAAAAUCACAGAUGACAAAAUCAUAAAAAUAAGAACCAUAAUAAUUAUAGAAAAUAUAAUCAGAAAAUAGAAUAGGAAAUUUUUAAGAAAAGGAUUAAAUUUCUUAAAUAUUGCCACUUGAAAAAAAAACAUCUUAAUAAUCUUAAAAGUAAUAAUAAUAAUAAUAAUAAUAAUAAUAAUAAUAAUAAUAAUAAUAAUAAUAAUAAUAAUAACUUUCAAGUAAAAGAAAAAGUAGUUUUGAAGAUUCUGAAGACUUCUAAACAGAAAACAUACAAACUAUUUUCUAAACAAAAAAACCAGCUUCAUAAAUAUCUCAAUUUGGUAAGCCUUAAGAAUCUGAGAUACCAGUUCAUUAAAAUGUUAUUAGAUCUUAAAAAUAAAAAAGUUCUAUUAUAACAAAAUAGUUAUAUAAUGACAGUGAAGAUGAAUUUUGA